This is a messenger RNA of Rubroshorea leprosula, 2368 nucleotides long. Lineage: Eukaryota; Viridiplantae; Streptophyta; Magnoliopsida; Malvales; Dipterocarpaceae. The record is from the annotation of a GenBank genome assembly.
AAAGAAACCAGAGCCAACGGCAAGCUGCAACUCCUUUCGACAACAACCGAGGGACUGAAAACGACGUCACGCCCGCUAGUUUCUCUAUUCUUGAAGCAAUAGCUUUGCUUCUUCACUUUCAGAUCUCCUCUCCAACUCACAUUGCCGUUAGGGUUCUCAUCGUAUUUAUGACCAUCUCCUAGCGGAUCACCCUGUUCUACGCAUUCCUCCUCACUUUCUCUCUGUUUGGAGUGUGUUGUUUUGGAUCAGAAAAUGGUGGCUUCUGUGCCGAUCACACCUGGACAGGUCUCUUUUUUGCUUGGCAUUGUCCCAAUUUUCAUUGCAUGGAUAUAUUCAGAGUUUUUAGAGUAUAAGAAAUCCGCAUCUCAUUCCAAAGUCCAUUCAGACAACAAUCUGAUUGAAUUAGCACAGCAGACAAUUAAAGAAGAUGACCGGGCUGUUUUGCUGGAAGGAGGACUUGCAAGAUCAGCAUCUGCUAAAUUCCAUGUGUCAUCUCUCAAAACGACCUUAAUCAGGUUUUUGACUAUGGAAGAGUCUUUCUUGCUGGAACAUCGACAAGCUUUGAGAGCAAUGUCUGAGUUUGGGGCCAUUCUGUUCUAUUUCUAUAUAUGUGACCGCACAAGUUUACUAGGAGAAUCUACUAAGAAAUACAGCCGUGAUCUUUUCCUCUUUCUCUAUGCUCUUCUCAUCAUAGUUACAGCAACAACUUCUUUGAAGAAACAUAAUGACAAAUCAGCAUUCUCUGGAAAAACAAUGCAAUACCUUAGUCGGCAUCAGACUGAAGAAUGGAAAGGUUGGAUGCAGGUACUCUUUCUAAUGUACCACUACUUUGCUGCUUCUGAGAUAUACAAUGCAAUACGUCUCUUUAUAGCUGCAUAUGUUUGGAUGACUGGAUUUGGCAACUUCUCGUAUUAUUACAUCAGGAAGGACUUUAGCCUUGCACGCUUUGCUCAGAUGAUGUGGCGGCUAAAUUUCUUUGUAGCCUUUUGCUGUAUUGUUCUAAACAAUGACUAUAUGCUCUAUUACAUAUGCCCAAUGCACACGCUUUUCACUCUGAUGGUGUAUGGAGCCCUGGGCAUUUUUCACAAGUAUAAUGAGAUACCAUCAGUGAUGGCCAUUAAAAUUCUUGCAUGCUUUCUUGUGGUUAUCCUGAUUUGGGAAAUUCCUGGAGUUUUUGACUUGUUCUGGAGUCCACUCUCAUUCUUAUUAGGAUACACUGAUCCUGCAAAACCUGAUCUACCUCGACUUCACGAGUGGCAUUUUAGAUCUGGUCUUGAUCGCUAUAUAUGGAUCAUUGGAAUGAUAUAUGCAUACUAUCAUCCCAAUGUUGAGAAAUGGAUGGAGAAAUUGGAGGAAUGUGAAACCAAGAAAAAACUCUCAAUCAAAGCAAGCAUUGUUGCUGUUUCCUUGUUCGUUGGUUAUCUGUGGUAUGAAAAUAUCUAUAAGUUGGACAAGGUUACAUACAACAAGUACCAUCCCUACACAUCCUGGAUUCCCAUAACUGUCUACAUUUGCCUGCGGAAUUUCACUCAGCAGUUUCGGAAUUACUCCUUGACACUUUUUGCGUGGCUUGGCAAGAUAACUUUGGAGACCUAUAUUUCUCAAUUCCACAUCUGGCUCAGGUUUUGGCUUCUUUCUCUUAUUCCGGAAUAUCCAUUGCUCAACUUCAUGCUUACAACUGCCAUUUACGUCUUGGUAUCUCAUCGCAUUUUUGAAUUGACAAAUACACUUAAGUCAACUUUCAUAUCAACAAAGGAAAAUCGACGGCUGCUGUAUAAUUGUGUAGCUGGAGCAGUCAUUUCACUGUGUUUAUAUUGUGUCUCACUCAUUCUACUUCAGAUUCCUCAUUCACAAGCCUGAGAAAAACAAGACUAAAAAUUAGGAUUACAUUGAUCUUUCACAUUGGCCAUUGGGCAUACAAGAAAAUAUAUAGUUGCACAAUAAAGGGGACUUCAGACUUGGAAGCUCUUUCUGGAGAUCUAGCUUAUGAACCGAGUUCUUCCAGUAAUUUCGAGUAAUGUGGCCUCCAAUUGUGUUCUCAAGCUGGAAUUAGAUUACAGGAGUUUAAUGGAGGUCCGGCAAACGACAGGAAGUUUUUUCUUUUUCAUUUUUUCAUUUUUUUUUUUCAUCCUCUUCUUGUAAUAUUGCAAAUCGGAAAACAUCAUUUCUCUUCUCAUUUUCCAGUCAUUCUUUGAACAAAAUGUAGAUCCCUGUCACAUGGGUUGUAUCGUCUGGCAUCAAACGAAUUCAAGAUUGAAUACUAAUUUGAUUCAUAUGUUGUACCAUACAUGUUGCGACAAACUUGUAUAUCAAAAUUGAAAGCUUUUUGCAAUCUACCGAUUAAAUUUAAUAAAUAAUUUAUUAAUUA